ACAAGGUUGAAUCAGUGCAGGUUUAUUGAUCUUGGCACUGACUUAAGUUUUCAUCUAGUUUUUUAAAGCUUGUUUUUCUGCUAAUUAUAAUGAUUUUCCACUUACAGCUAAUAAAAACAUUUCAGGUUAGAAUUUCAUGUUCUGAUCAGAUUAACACUAAGUUUUUUACAUAAAAACCCAAAUAAUUAAGGAAUAUGUAGAAAAUAUGCUUAACAUUAGAAUUAUCUGUGGUGCUAUGGACCCGUUUCUUCUUCAAACACCUUGUGACCCUGGCUGGAGUCCAUGAUAUUUCAUCUACACUGGAUAAAAUAGCUGAAGUUAAAAAACAACAAAUUAAAAUUAAGUUAAAAGUCAGUGUGAGAUUUUGGUACAGCAAUAAAAAACAUGUAAUCACAUUUAUUUUACACCUUUACCAAAUAUAAUAGAAACUGCAUGUAAAUACAUAAAUAUUCAUAUGUAUCACGUUGUUACCAAUUACAUGUAGUUUUUAAAUUUCGGCUGAUUAAAUUCAUGUAAAUUUAUAUUCCAGUUUAUUAUAAAUAUGCCAUUUCUUUUGGUUUUGGUGCAGCUUUCAUUUAUAGCUCACAUCUUGUAGAGAAAUUGUAGAAUUUGAAUGACAGCUGUAAUAAAGAUCUUCAUCAUAAUGAAAAGCUUCAUCAUUUUAAUUAGAGCGCUGUUCUAGUCAAUCAAGUUGUUCAGGAAUAAAAACGGCUAAUUAAAAUAAAAGUAUAAUAAAUUAGUUUUAAAGAAAAAGGAAAAUAGCACAAUAGAUGGCGAUAAUACAUAUUAACGUUCAAUGUCACCCGCCAAUAAAAACCACGAAGAAGAAAAUGUGGUUCGUUUACGUCAUUGCAGAAUUCCAAAUAGCUGGAUGCGUCGUCGGGAAUGCUACCGGUUCCAUCCACAUGGUGUGUAGCUCUGCGGUUUGCGACCGUCUCACACUAAAGUUGAGUUUGCCGACGUUAAACGUCUGCCGCAGCUGCAGACCGUAAACAAAGGAUGUGAAGCAUUUUUCUGUUUUAUAGCAAACUUAUUUCCUCUCAGUAUGGCUCAACCGGCGGAGAAAGCUUAUUAUCGCUUCCUGGUUCUCUUCUUUAACUGCCUCCUGACUUUUGGUUCCUACUUCUGCUUCGACAUCCCCAGCGUCCUGCAGGACCAGUUCCAGGGGAACCUCACAUGUCCCAAUGCAACCGCGAUCAACAGGACUGUGGACUGUGUGGAGGGUCUGGGGAUGAGUCCGCAGCAGUACAACCUCCUCUAUGCCAUAUAUGCUUGGACGAACGCUGUGGUGGUGAUUCUGGCCGGAUUCCUGAUCGACAAAUUAGGAAAUCGAUUCGGGGUGUUUCUCUUCUCCUUUCUGUGUGUUUUGGGCUCGUCGCUGUUCGCUCUGGGCUCCCACUUCAGAGGAACUCCCUACCUGCUUCCGCUCAUGCUCACGGGACGUUUACUAUUCGGUUCCGGCAAUGGAUCUUUGACCAUUGUGCAGAACCGCAUCACGGCCUUCUGGUUCAAAGGGAAGGAGCUGGCUCUGGCCUUCGGGGUGACGCUCGCCUUUUCCCGUCUCGGUUCCGUCCUCAACUUCUUCUUCACGGAGAAGUUUGAAGACAAAUACGGCAUGCAGUGGACGCUGUGGGGUGGCGCUCUGCUGUGCGUGCUCGGCUUCGUUGCUGCGGUCGUCGUGAGCGCUCUGGACAAGAUCGGCAUGAGACAGCUGGGCCUUGACGGAGCCAUCGCAGAGGAUUCCCGCAAAGUGAGGGUUCAGGAUGCGAAGCUGCUGUCUCUCCGAUACUGGCUGCUGGUCCUCACCAUCAUGUUCUUCUACAACGGCAUUUUCCCCUUCAUCGCUGAUGCCAGUAAGUUCAUCCAGGAUAAAUACAGCGACUACAGCCAGAAAGAGGCUGCGUACGUAGCGGGCGCCGUGUACGACAGCUCGCUGGUGCUCUCAGCCAGCGUGGGAAUCCUCAUCGAUUAUGUGGGUCUUCGGGGAGUUUUUGCGCUGGCCUGCGCCGUUUUCACGCUGCCCGUCUUCGGACUGCUGGCUUUCACCUUCGUCCCUCCUCUGGUCUCCACCAUCUGGCUGGGAGUCACUUACUCCUUCGCUGCCGCCAGCAUGUGGCCGUCCAUUCCCCUCGUGGUGCCGCAGCCCACGCUGGGAACAGCCAUGGGCCUGGCCACCUCCAUACAGAUGGUCGGCAUCGGCGUGUCCAACCUGAUCGUUGGGCAGAUUUUGGGCACCAAAUCCAGUGAAGCUAAAAUCCCGCUGUGGCGCUGGCAGAGGAUGAUGAUCUUCAUGCUGGCCAACACCGUCUGCUGCAUCGUCGCCUCCGUUCUGCUCAACAUCGUCGACCGCAGUCAGGGCGGGACGCUGAACAAGACGACCAAAAGGUCGCGGCCGGCGGAGGGAGACGCCGAGCGAGAGCCGCUCACCCGGACGCAGGAAGAGGAGGAGCAAAACCAGACCAAUUCCAUCAACUCAUGAGGUUUUCUGAUGUUUUAUGUCUCAAAAUGACAAACAAGCUGCUCUGCCGCAACUCAAUUAAACACAACUAGCAUCUUUCUCCAGUCUGACUUUUUGAGGGCGUAUUUGAGCCGCUGUAGAAAGAAAACAUGGAGUAGAUUUCUGCCCAAAAAUCUGAAAACAAGAUCAUCUGAGUUUGAAAAGUCUUGAAAAAAUUCAGGAAUUUUGUUUAAAAAAUCUUGGAAAGUUUGGAGUUUUUAAUGUCGAAAAUAUUCUAGUAAACAAACUCGGAAAUUUUAAGAUUAAUCUCAGAAAUUUUGUAGAAAAAAACCUAGAAAUUUCUGAGUCUGUAAAGUUGAAAAUUUGAUUGAAAAAACUUAUAUUUAGAACUUAUAAUCUUAUAAAAUUUCUUGAAAAACUGGAACAUUUCUGACUUCAAAAAGUCAUAAAUUUGCCAGAAAACUUUUUUAACUUGUUUUAAUUCUUGACAAUAAACCUUAUUUAAAGACAAUAUUGCUCUUUUUACCACAGCAAUAUUGAGACUUUCUGACUUGAUUUUUUUGUUGUCCUGUCUGGAUUUAAAGGGAUACAAGAGAAAAUCUUUAAAACUACAUUUUCAGUAAAAAGUUGCUUUAUUCCAUUUUUUUCAGACUUUAAUGAAGUCUGAAAUGUUUGUCACAUUUAUCACCAAGUUUAAAUGUUUAACCCAAACUCUUCCUGCAGGCCAGAUUUAAGCAGUUAUUUCUUAUUUUUUAAACAAAUAGCUGAAAAUUGAUUCCCAUUUACAGUUUUGUUUUUAAGGCUCAGUUCUCAACGUCGCCACUAGAUGGCGCUGUUUCAUUAAAUGUAAUCUUGUAUCGUUUGUAUUUUGCCAUUGAUUGCAAAUCCAGACUCUUUUUAUCAAUGUUAGACAGAAAUGAUGAAACUCAUUAAAAAUCAGAUCAAAUUCAAAAAUAUUUCAUUAAUCCCAGAGGGAAAUUAAAUAUUUUAACUCGUAUUUUAAAAGGUUCUUCAAAGAGCUGCAGAUGCUGUAGAGGUCUGUACUCCAGUGGCUGUGAUGAAGCCUCUGACUGAAGACCUCAUAGAUCUGUCCCUCGUAUCAUAGAUCUGUCCCUCGUAUCCGGUUCCACCCACUCGGUGUUCCCUCUGACGCGUCUCGACUCUUUUUUCGUCAGCAGUUCUGCUCACCUAAUUUCAGGAUUUGUUUCCGAACGUUUCAUCCUAAAGCUGUCGGCUACUUUUCAUGUCUGACUGAAGAUUUUACCACAAAAUGUUUCUUUUUCUUAAACAUAUCCUACAGGUGAGUCUGAUUCUGUUUGUUUCUGUUCUAUUUUCUUUUUUUUUAAUUUUAUCUCACUAGAGAUACAAUAAAUAGUAUCUAACAUUUUUUUUUUUUUUACAAUCAAUUGUAUUUUUUCUCCCUGUGGUUCUUAGUUUAAAGGGAAUCAGUGAAUUUCCAGCUGAAUUAAAUAAAUAAACGACUUAUUUUA
Xiphophorus hellerii (green swordtail) is the source of this 3948-nucleotide messenger RNA. It is a transcript of the gene mfsd1l, whose product is annotated as major facilitator superfamily domain containing 1-like. Gene Ontology annotation, molecular function: transmembrane transporter activity. Lineage: Eukaryota; Metazoa; Chordata; Actinopteri; Cyprinodontiformes; Poeciliidae. The coding region runs from base 1046 to 2479 and encodes 477 amino acids. The transcript is spliced from 13 exons. Gene Ontology annotation, biological process: transmembrane transport. The record is from RefSeq and is a predicted model, not a curated record.